AUGUCGUCAAAACUUAUCCCACGUAGCCCAUCUGAGGUGAUGGUGAUCCGUGACAUCACACCAAACGUCGUAACCUUCUCGGUACCUUUCUUGAGAUUUGGUACCGUGCGAAUCGGCGGCCGUGGUACACUUGUCCGUCUUACGUCAGGCUCCCUGGCUGUGGUGUCGCCCGUCGCCCUUACGCCAGAGGUCAAGGCAAAGGUGGCAGAAAAAGGCGGCAACGUCGGCUACAUCAUUGCUCCUGAUAUCGAGCAUCAUAUCUUCAUCUCGGAAUGGGCCAAGGAGUUCCCCAACGCCAAACUGAUCGGACCCAAAGGCCUACAAGAGAAACGGGACAAGGUGACCAACGACGAGAAGAUCGGAAAGGAGAAGUUUAGCUUCAUCUACACUCCCGAAAACCACCAGGACAACAACGUGGACCAGGACUUUGCCGCGAAUUUUGAGGUGGAAUAUGUGGAUCCCCACCCGAACAAGGAGACCGUCCUUUUCUACAAGCCCGAUAAAGUCCUGAUUGAGGCGGAUUUGAUGUUCAACCUGCCGUGUAUCGAACAAUACUCUCGAGUGCCAGAGGUAGAGAAAGGCGGCAAUGCCUUGGCCAACAAGCUUUUCAACGGUCUCAACUCGACCAGUGGGGAGGCGAAGGGCAUGAAGCGAUUUCUGUGGUACGGCAUGAGUGCAAGCAACCGCCCUUCCUUCAACAAGAGCGUUCAACGAAUCGACUCUUGGGAUUUCAACACCCUCAUUCCGUGUCACGGGGAAACCCUUGUGGGUAAUGGCAAGGACAUAUUCCGCAAGGUCUUUGAGUGGCAUCUCCAAGGCCACAAGUGA
Molecule: messenger RNA, 828 nt
Organism: Neoarthrinium moseri
Lineage: Eukaryota; Fungi; Ascomycota; Sordariomycetes; Amphisphaeriales; Apiosporaceae
Exons: 2
Coding region: 1-828 (275 amino acids)
Source: RefSeq, a predicted model, not a curated record